Messenger RNA from Amphimedon queenslandica, 1393 nucleotides. RefSeq names its product DNA-directed RNA polymerases I and III subunit RPAC1-like. Bases 75 to 1154 code for a protein of 359 amino acids. Gene Ontology annotation, cellular component: RNA polymerase I complex; RNA polymerase III complex. The transcript has 11 exons. The record is from RefSeq and is a predicted model, not a curated record. Gene Ontology annotation, molecular function: protein dimerization activity. Lineage: Eukaryota; Metazoa; Porifera; Demospongiae; Haplosclerida; Niphatidae. Gene Ontology annotation, biological process: DNA-templated transcription.
GGCGGCCAUGAUGAUAUGGGCGGGGUCUAUUAAUAAACACACGCCCACGUGCUAUCACGUGGAUAGGUAGCAUAAUGAGCAGCAAGAGCAAGUAUAUUCUUAAAACUCACUUUAUUGAGGACUCUGCUAAGACUGCUGAAGGAAGCCUCAGCAAUGACAAUGAAGAGUCUUUAUUUUGGAAUUUUGAUAAAUUUGUGGAGAAAUUCCGAGUCGACAUAGUCUCGCUAAGUUAUUCUAGUGUGGAGUUUGACAUGAUUGGAUUGGAUCCACCAAUUGCUAAUGCAAUACGCCGUAUCCUAUUAGUUGAAGUAAUGUCGUUAUUUAUUUAUUUAUUUAUAUUUGUGCAGGUGCCUACUAUGGCUAUUGAAAAGGUUCACGUUAUAAACAACACGUCCGUGAUUCAAGAUGGGGUUUUGGCUCACCGUAUGGGACUCAUUCCACUUUUUGCCGACCCUCGCAAGUUUUCAUUUCUACCUCCAAGAACAGAGGAUGCUCCCUUCCCAGAGCAGCUGACUCCACAGCACAUGUUGGAAUUUAAAUUAAAAGUAAAGUGUAGCCGUAAUGUCAAUGCACCUAGUGAUUCUGAGGAUCCUAAUGAACUAUAUAUAUCACACAAAGUCACCUCUGGAGAUAUGAAGUGGGUCCCAAUCGAGGAUCAGUCACAAUUGUUCUCAGUGCAUGAUAUAAGACCGGUAGAUAAAGACAUAUUGAUAGCUAAACUUCGUCCUGGACAAGAGAUUGACCUUCGUCUGAUUUGUGUCAAAGGUAUUGGAAAAGAUCAUGCCAAAUUCUCUCCAGUUGCAACUGCUUCGUAUCGUUUAUUGCCUGAGAUUACACUUACAAAACCAGUCGUGGGACCAGCUGCAGAGAAACUUGCCAGUUGUUUUUCUAAAGGUGUCAUUCGUGUUCAAGAUGUAUCAGGACAAAAGAGAGCAGUUGUGUCAAACCCAAGGAGAGAUACUUGCAGUAGAGAAGUAUUAAGACAUGAAGAUUUAAAAGAUAGCGUUCAAUUGUCGCGUGUAAAGGAUCAUUUCAUAUUUUCUGUGGAGUCCACUGGUGCCCUCUCAGCAGAUACACUAGUACUGGAAGCUAUUAGAGUCAUGAUAGAAAAAUGCAAUCAUUUCAUAUCGGAACUUGAUCGCAUUAAUGAAUGAAAACUAUAUAUUAAAUACUGACAAUUAACUUUCAGUUUUUAUUAUCGAGUGAGGCAUUAUGGGAUGAGUCUUGUAUGCUUGUUAUGCGUGUUUGUCUCUCUGUCUGUAUCUUUUGUGUUAUCAGCUAGUUGUGAGUUGUGACUCUCUCUGGCUGAUACUUGUUGUAUGUUGUAUACAAACCAAUCAAGUUGUUUGCAGUACACGUUCCUUAAACUUCAUAAUCAAACCUUUGAUCACAA